Molecule: messenger RNA, 2389 nt
Organism: Amborella trichopoda
Lineage: Eukaryota; Viridiplantae; Streptophyta; Magnoliopsida; Amborellales; Amborellaceae
Product: ARM repeat superfamily protein
Molecular function (GO): protein binding
Source: RefSeq, a predicted model, not a curated record
GAUCUCUCUCUGUCUCUUUCUCUCUCUAAGAUUCAGAGUGGCUUUGCCGCGUUAUACAAGACAGAGGGUGUCAGAGCAUUUACCCGCCCCACCUAUCCUUUAUAACAAAGCAUAUCUCUCUCUCUCUUCCCCUUGCCGUCUUCCCCCAACUUGCAACCUGCAAUUCCCAUUUUUUUCUUUCUCUCUCUAAUGUCAUGGAUUUAAAGCAAGAGAAUCGAAGUCCGUAGCCAAGGGCUUAGCAGAUGCAGCAACCCAACACUCAUUUGGCGAACGCGCCAUGCUCUGAGCUCGCACCAGAAGAAUGCCUCGACACCAUACAAAACCUCAUUUCGAUACUCAUCCUCGCCUGCCUCCCCCUGAAAGUGUUUGUGGGGCGAUGGCAGACCAUCCGCACUCGCCUCGACCACCUUCAAAACCUCGCUUCUCAGGUCUCCGACUGCCCUCACUGGCACGAAAACGCCUUGCUCGCCGAUCUGCUCCACAAAAUCCUUUCCACCCUGAAUCAAGUCUCGGAUUAUGUGAAGAGUUGCUCUGAGAUGGCGUACUCGGGCAAGCUUUUGAUGCAGAGUGAUCUCGACAUGGUUGCCGCGGCGCUUUCAGAGCAUUUGAGGGACUUGGAUGUGCUUCUGAGGAGUGGUGUCUUGCGACAGUCAAGUGCGAUUGUGCUGUCGAUGCCUGUAGCUGAAGCUGCGAACCAGGAUGUCGCCUUCUUUGUUCGUGACCUCUUUGCGAGGCUCAAAAUUGGCGGGCCCGACUUCAAGCGCAAGGCCCUCGAUUCGCUGAUCGAGCUUUUGGCUGAUGACUGUAAGCGAGGGACUGUGGUUGCGAAGGAGGGGGAUGUUCCAUAUUUGAUCAGGUUAUUGGAUUCAGACCAGGCUUGCAUAAGGGAACAGGCGGUGUCAGCUGUGGCGCUUUUGGCUGAAAAUGAGGCUGGUCGGCAGAGCUUGUUUGUGGAGGGCGGCCUCGGCGGCUUGGUGCGGGUCCUGGAAACAUGCAGCCAUGUUGCGAGAGAGAAGGCGGCAUCUGCCAUUGAAGCCCUCACAAGCGAUCCUGAGAAUGCGUGGGCUCUCUCUGCAUAUGGUGGGCUGAGUGCAUUGAUCGAGCUCUGCAGCUCGGGCUCGCUGGCUGCCCAGACCAAAGCAGCCGGCGCUCUUCUUAAUGCCGUGAAUUAUGUGGAAGACGUGCGCCUGAGUAUGGCUGAGGAAGGAGAGUCCACAGUGUCUCUGCUGGUUGGUUUGCUGGUUUCCGGGACGCCCUUGGCCCGACAACACGCAGCCGAGUGCUUAUAUAUUCUUAUCUCCUCCAUCUCUACUGUAAAUCUUCGUGAGAUGAUCGUGCGUGAUGGCGGUGGCGGGGUUCAAGCUCUGCUCCAGCUCUUGCAUGAAGCCCCAACCCCCCGGGCUCAGGAGGUCGCACUAAAUGCGAUUUCAGCUCUCUCUGCGCCUCCUAGUCCCACUGCCCGUGCUCUAGUCUGCUGCCAUGGGUUCCUAAAGCAACUCAGCGAGCUUCUCAAGGGCGCAGGAGGGGUCUGCGUGCAACACGCAGCGGCACUCACUGUUGUCAACUUAGCUGCUGUGAGCGACGAUGCGAGAUCCACAUUGCGCGAAGCCGGAUGCCUGACACCCUUGGUGAAGAUGCUGGAGGCCAAGGCCGAGGAGACACAAGAGGCAGCCACCGAGGCUCUGGUCGCACUCUUGGCCACACAGGGCAAUCGGAGGGACUUUGUGAAAGAUGAGAAGAGUCUGGGGAAGUUGGUGCAGUUGUUGGACCCUGGGUACCAAGGGGUGUGCAAGAGGUUCCCUCUGGCUGUGUUAACGGUGCUGAGCAAGAGCAAGAGUAGCAGGAGAAAGAUUGCAGCAGUAGGGGCUUGCCAGCAUUUACAGAGGCUGGUGGAGAUGGAAGUUGCAGGGGCCAAGAAGGUGAUGGUGAGAAUCACAGGUGGGAGGAUCAGGAACUUGUUAACUGGAGCAUGGAAGAAUUAUUGACUCAUUGAAAGGGUGCGGGGACGGUUCCAACUGAAAGAGAGGCCGAAGCACAUGGAGAGGGGCGUAUCGUUGAUGGCAAUGAAUAAGGGGUGUGUGGUGGCCCAUGGUCACAUGAGCCCUCAAUCUUCCCUCUCUCUCUCUAAAAGAAAAGGGAAAGCAAGCUUUCUGAGCAUAUGAGCUGAUGAAAGGCAUUGAAGAUGCUCUCCCUCAUUCUCUCUCUCACACAAGCUGUAAAGCUGGCUUGUCCAUCAUUGUGUGCACUUGCUCCUCCUUUUUCACUUUCCAACUUUACCUAUGGCCUUAUAUUGAUUAUAAUUAAUGUGUGGUAGAUACCCAUAAAUAAAAAAUAAACAAGGGUGAUGAAGGAGAAGCAUGCCGUGUAUUUUUUCAAUGACAUAAUCAAC